UAAUAAUAUGCUCUAGACUAGAGGAAAAUCGCAAGUGAAUACCUAUAAGGAUUUUUCCAUCUGGCAACAAUGGGUAGCAAUGCAAUGGUAGGUAUAUUAUCUCACAUUAGUCAUAAUCAGAAUCAGUAUGAAAACGAGAAUUGUUCGUUAAGCUAAUGGAAAAUACGAACAAUAAACUUAGUUUUCUCGGUGCUUCCUGAGCAGUGCAAAAUGGGAAUUUGUUGUUCUAGUUAUUGUACCGAAAGAGGAAGUUUCAUCGACGAUACAAAUUCUUUUAGUUCUAGUGCUCCAGUUUUACCGGUAGUUUCAGAAACUACAAGAUUUUAUGAAGAGUAUCAAGAAAAUUUGAGAAAAACGCGACUGAAUUCAUGGUCUACCACUAGAAAGAGUGACCAGAGCAAUUUUGUAUUGCCUAACAACUUAAAUAGAGCUCCACAAACGUUAAUAAACCAACCAAUGACUACACCAGGAGCUACAUCAACAAGAAAUCUGGAUACAAAUUUUAACACAAGUAACUUAGAAGUAUCUUCAUUGAACAAAACAGAGAAUCUGAUAUCAUAUAAUGAAAAUAAUUUACAAAUCAAGUCCGACAACUGGCAACUAUGGGAAUGGAAACAAGAACCUCAAACAUUGUUUGAAAUAGAAAAUCUAGAGAUAUCGGAAAAAGAUGAACAAACCGAUUUUUCUCAAACCCCAAACGGUCCAAAACUAUUUGAAAAUGAAAAUCUGCAACCAGAAACAAAAAAGCGAAAGCAAACCUUUUUAGAGCCCUUAGACAGUCCGAAACUAUUUGAAAUAGAAAAUAUAGAGACAUCGGAAAAAGAUGAACAACCAAAUUUCUCUCAAACCCCAAACAGUCCAGAAUUAUUUGAAAAUAAAAAUCCGGAAACAGAAACAAAACAUCAAGAACAAACCUUCCUUAAGCCCUCAGACAGUCCGAAAUUAUUUGAAAUAGAAAAUAUAGAGGCAGAUACAAACAAGGAAAAACAAACACGCUUCCUCGAAGGGUUAAUAAAUAGUCCAAGAUCAGAAUCAAUUGAAAGUGAAAAUCUUGAGUCCGAAACGACUGAGCUAAAACAAACUGAUUUCAUUGAGCGUUUAACCAAACAAAAAGUUGUGAGAAAUUUAGAAUUAAUCAAUGAUUUGAGAGCCGCAUUUAAUCUAAAUCAUUUGGAAACGUUUCCAGAGAACCCGUACCAAGAAGAACAAUUAGAUGCAAUAAAAUACAUUGAAGUGGCGAAUAUUUUUACAAUGACCAAUAAACCAUAUUUUACCAUCACAAAAAUAACCGCGAUAAAUAAUAUUUUUCUUGAAUUGCACUUCAAGUUGAACACGGAGAUUUACAAGAAAAGAAAUCCAGAAUUAUUAGUAAACGAUAAAUUUUUAUUCCAUGGAACAAAACUGGAAUUUUUAAAAAGGAUUUGUACAUACAAUUUUGACAGAGCCAAAGUUUGUACCCAUAAAUUCGGUCAUGGAGUAUCAUUCGCUGUACAGUCUUCUUAUGCCACUCACUACCACCACGAUAAUAAGCGUAAAUAUGAAAAAGUGAUGAUUAUUGCAAAAGCCCUUCUAGAGGAAACGUUGCCGCUCGGAACUCUCAAUACCGUCGUACCGCCAGAACCUUUCUACACGUCUAGAAAUAUAGAUGCGUCUGUUAUUGUGAAGUACGAUGAUGCUUCGUUCUACCCUUUGUAUAUUGUUUAUUAUUCAGGUCUGCAUCCGAAAAAAAAUUAUCCGCACAAGCGACCUUGUAGAUUUUAUUGAUUAAUGAUUUUUUGUCAUAUGCCCUAUAUACCUAUAUCACCUAAUUCAAAACAGCCCUAGAGUUGUUUUCACUCUAUGACAUUGAUAAAUGCUCGAAAAUUGUAUAACAACUUUCUCAAGCUUGUCGCUUGUAAGAAACAAGCUUUCGAAAUUUGUUAUAAAUUUUUUUCGAACAAUUAUCAAUGUCCUUAGGUUAUGACACAUUGUUUCAAAUUGUUUUCAGUCAAAUCAUGCUAUGACGCUAGUAAUAAAAAAAAAAACACAAUGUCUUACAACAGUAUUAUUAUUCGUUGACAUUUAUGUUUAUAAUUAUUUAAGAUAUUUACGGACGGGUAUUUUUUUUGGGAAUUUUAAGUAAUAAUCAAGAAAAAAAAAUUGUUUGACGUAUUCAUUUGACGGAUGAUUUUGGAAUAUUUUAUAUUUUAUUGUUUUUAAACCCAUACUGUAUUAUUUCAUCAUAUGUUUUUUGAGUUACAAUAAAAAUGAAAUUUUA
Molecule: messenger RNA, 2257 nt
Organism: Ceutorhynchus assimilis (cabbage seed weevil)
Lineage: Eukaryota; Metazoa; Arthropoda; Insecta; Coleoptera; Curculionidae
Source: the annotation of a GenBank genome assembly